AGCUGUUCAAGGUUGUUGACCAAAAGUUGGGCUCUAAAAUGGCUGGCCUAAGCGUUGACGAUGUGAAGGUGUCGCUGCAGAAGUUCGGACUGUACGACUACGUGGUGUUUGUGUUGAUGCUGCUCAGCUGCGUGAUGAUCGGGGUUUACUUUGGGUUUCUCAAGAAGAAAGCCAAGAAAGGCGAAGCCGAGGCGGAUUACUUAGUGGGCAAUCGGCAGAUGAAAAUCAUCCCUGUGUCCCUGUCACUGAUUGCGAGCUUCAUCUCGGGGAUCUCACUACUCGGCACACCGACCGAGAUCUACCUUUACGGCGUCCAGUACAUGUACAUCAUCGGCGGAGUCAUCACAAUGGGCUUCAUCAUGGUUCACUUCUACCUGCCCGUGUUCCAUAACCUCAAACUAACGUCCACCUACCAAUAUCUGCAAACCCGGUUCGACAAACGAAUGCGUCUGUUCGGUUCAAUUCUGUUUACCUUGGCCACGAUGGCGUGGCUGCCGAUCGUGAUCUACGUACCGGCGCUCGCCUUCAAUCAGGUAACGGGGAUCAAUGUGCACCUCAUUACCCCGAUCGUGUGCGUGAUCUGCAUUUUCUACACGUGCGUCGGAGGGCUGAAGGCCGUGGUGUGGACCGAUGUCGUCCAAACGGUGCUCAUGUUCGGCGCCAUGCUGCUGAUCAUCGUGAAGGGCACGCUCGAUGUUGGCGGCCUCUCGGUGGUGAUGGAUCGGGCGGCAGCUAGCGGGCGAAUCGAGGGCCCCGAUCUGCGUUUUGACAUGACCACACGCCAUAAUAUCUACUCGUGCGUGAUCGGUGGGGUCGUGUACUGGCUGAAAACGAACGCCGUCAGCCAGAACAUGAUCCAGCGCUACCUGUCACUGCCGACACUGGCGGCCGCCAAGCGAGCCCUGUGGACGUUCAUCUUCGGAACGCUGGUGCUGUUGGGCCUCUGCUGCUACAGUGGUCUGCUGAUCUACGCGAAGUACUACGACUGUGAUCCGCUGACGACGAAGCUGGCCAAAGCGAAGGACCAACUGUUGCCGCUGCUGGUGAUGGACACGCUGGGAGACUUCCCGGGACUGCCGGGACUGUUCGUGGCCGGUGUGUUUUCCGCCGCGCUGAGUUCCCUCUCGACCGGACUCAACUCCAUGUCGGCCGUGGUGCUGGAGGACUUCUUCAAACCGUUCUCCAAUCGACCCCUGUCGGAGAAGCAAACAUCGAUCAUCAUGCGGGCGGUAGUGGCCGUGUUCGGCUCGAUCUGUGUCGGUCUGGUGUUGGUGGUGGAAAAGCUAGGCUCCGUGCUGCAGCUUUCGAUGAGCCUGGGCAGUGUCAGCAAUGGCCCACUGCUCGGAAUAUUCACCUUAGGGGUGCUCGUGCCCUGGGCCAAUGGGACGGGAGCCAUCGCGGGAGGCAGCGUGGGACUCGUGAUAAUGAUCUGGGUGUGUCUAAAAGCCCAGCUGGCCAUCUCGACCGGAGAGCUAGCGUUUGAGACGAAGCCCGUCGAUACGCAGGGAUGCAGCUACCAUUUCAUUGCCUCCGAGCCGAUGAGUAUGCUGGCGAUCAACGCCACGGCCCCGUCGCUCGAUUCGACACCAAUUGAUCCCGGAUUCGCGCUGCACCACGUGUCCUACCUUUGGUACACGACGAUGGGAGCGUCGAUAACGAUCAUCGUCGCCAUCAUCGUUUCGUUUGCCGUGGGACCCAACAAGCCGGACGAGAUGAAUCCCAACCUCUUCUCGCCCUUCAUCCAGCGUAUCCUUGCCCGCCGACGGAUAGCGAGCCAGCGGGCCCAGCUCGAGAUGGUGUCCGGUGGCAGCAAAAAGAUUAUCCAGUGAUUGAUUCACCAACCAGUGCCAGGAGU
Molecule: messenger RNA, 1855 nt
Organism: Anopheles cruzii
Lineage: Eukaryota; Metazoa; Arthropoda; Insecta; Diptera; Culicidae
Gene: rumpel
Product: sodium-coupled monocarboxylate transporter 1
Exons: 7
Coding region: 39-1829 (596 amino acids)
Biological process (GO): transmembrane transport; sodium ion transport
Cellular component (GO): membrane
Molecular function (GO): symporter activity
Source: RefSeq, a predicted model, not a curated record